Molecule: messenger RNA, 2382 nt
Organism: Penicillium longicatenatum
Lineage: Eukaryota; Fungi; Ascomycota; Eurotiomycetes; Eurotiales; Aspergillaceae
Product: SNF1 family serine/threonine-protein kinase
Exons: 3
Coding region: 1-2382 (793 amino acids)
Biological process (GO): intracellular signal transduction; protein phosphorylation
Cellular component (GO): cytoplasm
Molecular function (GO): ATP binding; protein serine/threonine kinase activity
Source: RefSeq, a predicted model, not a curated record
AUGGCCGCCGCUUUUGAUGAGGAAGAUCUAGCGAUCCCACUCGCUUCUUCUGACCGUGAACGUGACCUCCCUCGUGACCGCACCAGGCCGGUCAGCUCCAACCCCUCCGCCAUGGCUAUGCCGCCGCCCUCGCGCCCGACCGCUAGAGCGGAGGCCACCCAGUCCCCCGCAACCACACGAGAUAUGCAGCGCCUCGAUCAGUAUCAGACCGUGAAGAUUUUGGGUGAGGGUUCGUUUGGAAAGGUGAAGCUGGCCAUUCACCAGCCAAGUGGCCGGCAGGUUGCCCUCAAAAUCAUCUCUCGGCGUAAGCUACUGUCUCGGGACAUGGUCGGCCGUGUGGAACGAGAGAUUCAGUACCUCCAAUUGCUCCGACAUCCUCAUAUCAUCAAAUUAUACACCGUUAUCGCCACCAAGACCGACAUUGUGAUGGUCCUCGAGUACGCCGAGCGAGAACUGUUCGAUUACCUGGUGCGAAAAGGCAAAUGCAACGAUGACGAAGCCCGAAAGUUUUUCCAGCAAAUUAUUUGUGCCGUCGAAUACUGCCACCGACACAAGAUCGUUCACCGUGACCUGAAACCCGAGAACCUGCUCAUCGACAGCCAGAAAAACGUCAAAAUUGCCGAUUUCGGUUUGAGUAAUAUUAUGACAGAUGGCAAUUUCCUCAAAACUAGUUGUGGUAGCCCGAAUUAUGCAGCCCCAGAGGUUAUUUCCGGAAAGCUUUACGCAGGUCCUGAGGUGGAUGUUUGGAGUUGCGGUGUGAUCCUCUAUGUGCUGUUGGUUGGCCGGCUACCCUUUGACGACGACUACAUCCCCGCUCUCUUCAAGAAGAUCGCGGCAGGCAACUUCCACAUUCCGAGUUACAUCUCUCCCGGAGCUGCCAGGCUAAUCCGGGCCAUGCUCCAGGUUCACCCCGUCCACAGAAUCACCAUCCCCGAGAUUCGGGAUGAUCCGUGGUUUAGCAAGAACAUCCCCAAGUACCUGGAACCUCCAGCCGAAGAGUAUAUCGCACCCGGUACCGACCAGAGCAAGGCCAAUGAUGCCAAACUCGCUCCUGGAAAACCGCUUCCAGUACAACACAAGGUUCAUCAGAUUGCCGUGUCGAAGCUCGAGCGAAGCAUGGGAUAUGGCCGUGAAGAUAUUGAGGAUGCACUCAGACAUCCGGAGCCCAGCGCAAUCAAAGAUGCAUUUUCUAUCGUCGUUGAAAAUGAAAUGAUGCAAACGAACUCUCCUACUGAAGAUAAUUUAAUGGUCUCAAACGUGCCUCCGCAACCUAAGGGACCCGCAAAGCCGACGGUCGAUCGAGCCACCGCUGCCCCCAAAGCUCAGGCGCCACCCGUCUCAGUCACCGCUCGGAAACAGAGCAUCUCGCGUCGCAUCCGCACCGAAGACGCACAAGUCGACUCCGAGUCUGAAGAGCCACGUCCCAGCCAUGUUCGAAUUCUGCCAACUAGUCUCCCAUAUGUGCAUGAUCAGCUCAUGGAGCAACGAGAUCGAGAGCAAAGGGCUCGUGUCGACGAAGUGCGUCGGAAAGAAGCUGCUCGGACCGAGGCGGAGGGACUCGGGUCCGAACCUCUGGAGCUGACACCCGAAGAGCAAGCUGCUACAGUUCGAGCAUUGAAGCCUCAUGCUCGGAGUAUAAUUGAUCUUGAUAAAUUGCGCCUGGAACCACCGAUUGGUCACCCCAUUUCGCAGCAGCCCCCUAAGCGAUCACGCAAAUGGCAGUUUGGUAUCCGCUCGCGCAAUCAGCCCUAUGAGGCCAUGCUGUAUUUGUAUCGGGCAAUUGCUGCCCAGGGUGGUGUUUGGGAUGUCCAGCCCGUCGAGUCAGGAACUCAAAUUGGACCGGAAGCGACGCCUUCCCCGGAUAAACCUAAGCCGCUCCAGAACAAAUACCCUGAUCUUCCAUCGGAUUACUAUAUUCCUAAGGACCCUUGGUUUAUUCGUGCACGCUUGCUGAAAGAGGGAGUCAAGGCCCCCGGAGCAUCAACCAGUGUUUUUAAUAGCCGCAGUGACCUCGGGGAACUGCGUCGGCGGUUCCAUAUAUCGGGCAUUUCGACUCCAUUUGAGGACAAAGAGCCGAAGUCUUCUGCAUCGGACAACAGUGCACCCUCUGCACCUUCAUCUGCUACACAACAGAACGGCCUUCCAAGUAUCUCCCACGGCGUCUGGGUCUUCGUUGACAUUCAACUUUACCAGUUAGAGGAGAAUAACUACAUGGUUGAUUUCAAAUGUGAUGGCUACCAGAAUGUCAUCCGUGCUCAGGGUGACACAGAAUGGACUCCCAUAAGCAAGCGUCUCAAGAACAAGGAGAAGGAGGUGACUAGCCCCUACCCUUUCCUAGAUGUGGCAUCCGAUCUUGUGGCUCAGCUGGCUGUUGCCAGUUAA